AUGAACGGUUUGAUAAGGACAGUGUUUGGUGUGCGCGGUGCUGCUGCGGGUGCUGCUCGCGGUGCCGCGUUGCUCAGGCCCGUGCGGGCCGUUAGACUCUACCAUCCAAAAGUGAUAGAACACUACACGAACCCGCGGAACGUAGGGUCCAUGGAUAAGAAACUGACAAAUGUGGGGACUGGGAUCGUCGGGGCGCCCGCGUGUGGUGAUGUGAUCAAGUUACAAAUCAAAGUCGAUGACCGCACGGGGAUCAUAGAGGACGUGAAGUUCAAGACCUUCGGGUGUGGCUCCGCGAUCGCCUCGUCGAGUUACAUGACGGAACUCGUGCAGGGGAUGUCCCUGGACGACGCAGCCAAGAUCAAGAACACACAGAUCGCCAGAGAGCUGUCCCUGCCUCCAGUGAAGUUGCACUGCUCGAUGCUCGCGGAGGACGCAAUAAAGGCCGCCAUACGGGACUACAAGACAAAGAGAACCACCACAACUGUCCUCCGCUAG
Huiozyma naganishii CBS 8797 is the source of this 495-nucleotide messenger RNA. RefSeq names its product putative iron-binding protein ISU2 (gene ISU2). The transcript has a single exon. The record is from RefSeq and is a predicted model, not a curated record. Gene Ontology annotation, biological process: iron-sulfur cluster assembly; intracellular iron ion homeostasis. Gene Ontology annotation, cellular component: cytoplasm; mitochondrial matrix. Lineage: Eukaryota; Fungi; Ascomycota; Saccharomycetes; Saccharomycetales; Saccharomycetaceae. Bases 1 to 495 code for a protein of 164 amino acids. Gene Ontology annotation, molecular function: ferrous iron binding; 2 iron, 2 sulfur cluster binding.